Molecule: messenger RNA, 2779 nt
Organism: Eufriesea mexicana
Lineage: Eukaryota; Metazoa; Arthropoda; Insecta; Hymenoptera; Apidae
Exons: 13
Coding region: 541-2706 (721 amino acids)
Biological process (GO): anatomical structure morphogenesis
Source: RefSeq, a predicted model, not a curated record
UAUAUUCGUUCGUGGACCAUGGUGCGCGCGCGCGGGCGGACGCGGACGCGGACGAGUUCGUACCUAUUCGUUUUUCGCGACGAUGCAGGUGAACGCGUACGCACCUGCGGGCCAGCGUGCGUCAGUUGCUCGCGAAAUUGCAAUUCGUUCGCAUCUUUCUCGCUACGAGGUGUCAGCUUUCCCGAAAGUAAACGAAUCCUUGGGGAAUAUACGAUCGACGUGGAUCCACGGAAUCGCAUUUCCCGCUGCAACGAACCGACGCGACGAUCAAACCCUUUCCUUUACCGUGCUAAUUUCCAUUCCGAUUCCGACACCGUUCCUACGCCUUUCGUCCAUUCGAUAUCGUUCUCUCGUCACACCUCGCCGCGACGAUCCAUUCGCGAGUUUUCCCAACGAGUUUCAUUUACAUAAGCGAUUUCGGCGAAUCGUGUGGCGCGCGCGCGCGCGCGAGCCAACGAUCGCCAAGAUCCUUGGCACGGUAUCGGAGCUCGGACAGACCGUGCCUGUGCGCGCGAUGCGAUCGACAGGCGAGCUAUAAACAUGCCGACGAUCGCUAGUCUUUUCCUAGGGAUCGCGAUAUGCGGAUUUCUCGCGAAAACAGAGGGAGAACAACCCUGUUCUUACGCUAGUUGGGAGAAAAUUGGUGGAGUGAAACCGGAUACCGUCGAGUCGCACACGGUUCUGUAUAGCGCGGUCAACUCGAACGGCAUAACGAAACCUUGCUUCGAAAGAUGCAAACGCGUAAACUGCACCGCGUUCGUGAUAGACUUUGGUAGAAGCGUUUGUUACAGCGUAGAAACGGAGGACGAUGAGCUAGUGCCCGAAGCGAAUUCCAUCUUCUACCAUCGAGUCUGCGCCAAGGUUCCAGCGAGCUGCGCGCGACGUAGACUUUGGCAAGUGGAGAGGAGUCCGGGAGCGGUGUUGAUCGACUCCGGUGCCUUCCAUCUGCCUCACCCGAUCACGAGGAAUCGAUGUUACGAGAAAUGUAUAGAAGCAGGAAGGAGCUGCGAGUCCGCGCAAUUCCGCACCGCAAAGCCGCUCUCGUCCGACGAGACCGCACUCGGCCGAUGCUCCCUCUCUUUGCACGAACGAGGUACCAGACCUCGGGCGUACAGGGCAUCCAUGUACAGGGACGAGUAUCUUUGGGACGAAUGUCGAAACCUCUCUAGACGCGAGUAUUGCUCCUACGCGGAAUUCCAGAACGCUUCGCUACCGUACUCGGAUGUCGCUCUAAUCGAUCUCGACGAGAACCAGUGCGAGAGAAGAUGCGAUUCGAGCGUGGAUGGUUUCGUAUGUCGAGGAUACACGUUCGAUAAUUCGUCCGGCGAACCAGUUUGCCUGUUGCAUUCGGAAGAUACCAGCAGCCUCGGUGUUAGCUCGCUAAUCACCGUCGCCAACGCGAUCUACAGGGAACGGGAACCGUGUUUGGAUCUCAAGGUACGAUGCAACGAUUCCACCAUGACGGUCGAGUUAAAAACCAACGACGGUUUCUACGGUCGAAUCUACUCGAGCGGGUACGCGGAUACCUGUGGCGUUCAGGGUACAGGAGGUAACCGUACCCUGUUGACGUUACCUGUCCCAGCCGCGGACAAAAUCCGCGAUGGCAAACUCCGCUGCGGUUUGAACCCCGCUUUUUCCAUCGACGAUCGAAAUCGAACACGGCCUUUAGUUUGGGCAACGAUCGUGAUACAAUUCAAUCCGAUCGUUCAACGACUCGGCGAUCAAGCGGUCAAAGUCGGAUGCUCGUUGAACGAGCAAGAACGUCCGCAACCGAAAAACAUCACCGUCCACUCGAGCUUCAGCUUCCUCGAUCCAAACGCAGGAGUACCGCCUAUCUCUUCCACGAUAGUCAACGCAUCCUCGCAAGCGCCAUCGGUGACCAUGAAAAUUUUGGACGAAAACUCGAAAGACGCGAUCGUCACGCAUUUAGGACAAAAGCUUACUUUGAAGAUUCAGCUAAACCCAUCGGACGGCCCUUAUGACAUUACUGCCGGACACCUCGUAGCCAGCAGCGCUUCUGGCGAUGCCUCCUAUUUGUUAUUAAACCAAGUCGGUUGCCCCACUGACCCAACCACCUUCCCCGUUCUCUCGAAGGAUCCAGACGACGGGCGUUCCUUGAUCGCCACUUUCACGGCCUUCAAGUUCCCCGACAGUCAGCUAGUCCGAUUUAACGUGAUCGUUCGAUUCUGCUUGGACAAAUGUACCGCGACCAACUGCAACGGUGAUAAACUUUCUUACGGAAAGAGAAAACGAGCCAGCGAGUCUUGGAAUGUAUCGACGGCUUAUGACACCGAAACGGAACGAACCAAUCGAGAUGGAACUCCAGAGGAGUUACCGUUGCAGCUCUCUAUAAUCGUUCAAAAUCCCGUCGCAUCUUCGGCUGAUCGUUUAUCUUCGAGAGAAAACGGGUCUCCCGAUACCGUGUUAAUCACCGGAGAUGGUAGUAGUAACUCUGUGGAUGGACUACUUUGCAUCGACGCUAGUCUUGCUUUGAGCCUGCUGAUUUUCGUACUGAUCGUACAAAUCGUGCUUAUCGUUGGCUGUCUCCUAGUCGUAGCACAGUACAGGCGAACAGCCAUACGAGCGGAAGAGGACAGAGCCAAUGUCUUGGCAAGACAUUUAUACGGUAUUCACGGAGGAAACUUUGAAAUUGCGCGAAGAGUCAGAUGGGCUGAUCACAAUGCUUCCUCCUUAUCUCGCGGUUGACCUCCGACUCGACCCGAUUUCGUUCCAUUAGACUCGAUUCGGUUCGAGGCAACCACACGCUUCGCACGCUAUC